UCUGUUACGACAUACGACUUACCACCAAACAAAUCACAUCAACUGGUGCCACUGUACCAAUUCCUACCUAAUUCCUAUAUAUGUAAAAUAUGCCAAAUCCUUAUCAAUGUUAAUCUUUCAUAUAAUUUGUUUUCUGGUCUUCCACAUCCUUUUUCCAAAUAUAAACCAGCAGUCAUUCAACAAGAUUAUUAGUAUGUGAUCAAACUUUUACUAUCAGAAUCUCUUUUUCUUUCUCCUCAUUUCACAGGGAUUGAUUUUUACAAAAAGAUGGCUGAUCAGAGGUACGAAAUGAGUCUUGCCUUGAUUGUGUUCGCGGUGAUCUGGGCUGGAGUAAUUGCUCAAGAAAGCGAUGACUGCACAAACGUGUUGGUCAGCAUGUCACCUUGCCUGAACUACUAUGCGGACAGCUCCUCGCCACAACUCUUAGGUUGCUGCAUGCAGCUUAGCACGGUGGUUGAUAAAAAGCCAGAGUGCUUGUGCCAGGUUCUCAAUGGGGGUGACUCCGACCUGGGACUCAACAUUAACAAGACUCAGGCAUCGGCCCUCACUACCGCUUGCAAAGUUCAGACUCCACCUGCUAGCCGCUGCAACGGACGUGGAUCUGCAUCACAAGGAGGUUCCAAUGAUGCAACUUCAACUAAUAUGGCUGCUCCUUUUUCCUUAUUUUUUUUCUAUAUUGUUUCUUAUGCUUCAAUAAUCAACAUCACCUAACUUUGUCUACCUACCGUAGACUUUUCAGUGCAUUGUAUCGACUGUAUUUUGAUUAGCUAAUUUGCUCUGUCAUGAAAGUGGACUAUUACUUUUCAAACAUUUGCUCAUUUCAGCAGUCAGCUUUCCACCAGGGCUGAUUGGCCAUUGUAUUGUAUUUCCUCAAUCACUAUUCGUAAUACACAGUCUUCCGGCCCAAUUUAUGUAAUGCUCAUUCCUUCCGGGAGGGGGCAAGUGGGGCAGUAAUUGGCA
Messenger RNA from Solanum tuberosum (potato), 960 nucleotides. RefSeq names its product non-specific lipid-transfer protein-like protein At2g13820. The record is from RefSeq and is a predicted model, not a curated record. Lineage: Eukaryota; Viridiplantae; Streptophyta; Magnoliopsida; Solanales; Solanaceae. Bases 268 to 711 code for a protein of 147 amino acids. The transcript is spliced from 2 exons.